Molecule: messenger RNA, 1972 nt
Organism: Papaver somniferum (opium poppy)
Lineage: Eukaryota; Viridiplantae; Streptophyta; Magnoliopsida; Ranunculales; Papaveraceae
Product: L-Ala-D/L-amino acid epimerase-like
Exons: 6
Coding region: 278-1528 (416 amino acids)
Molecular function (GO): racemase and epimerase activity, acting on amino acids and derivatives
Source: RefSeq, a predicted model, not a curated record
AGGACAAUAAUACCAUUUCUUAAUUCAUUUUCCUUCAAGUCAAAUUGUAUUUUCAGAUCUUAACAGUUUUUUGUUAAUCAUUUUUGCAGAUUCUUAUAGUUUUACUUUAAUCAAAACAAACAGAAUCAAAUACCCUGAAAACGUUAAAUUUACAAUCAAAUAAUUCAGUUUCAAUAUAUCAGUCUCACUCACCUAAUAGUCACUCUCACAAACCCUCUCGUUGAGACAUCAAAACACUCGAAAACCCAAUCAAAAACAUCCAGGGAAAGAUCCAAAAAUGUCAUCAAAAUCAGUUUUUGUAUCAAACCCAUUACUCAAUCUCUCUUCUCCUUCAAAAAAACAUUAUCUUUGUAACUUCAAGACCCCCAUUGUAGCUAUAGCAACUGGUAAAAAACCAACAUCCGUAUCAACAGCAGCAGUAGCAGCAGUUCCUGAAACAAAUACAAAAACAAAAAUGAAUCUUGGGUUUAAGAGUUUGUUAGAUACAUUUCGUAUAGAUGUACAAAAAGCUGAAGGGAGACCAUUAAAUGUUCCAUUGAUUGCUCCAUUUACAAUUGCAACAUCAAAGCUUGUAAAUGUUGAGAAUGUUGCAAUAAGGGUUGAAUUGAAUAAUGGAUGUGUUGGUUGGGGUGAAACGCCUAUUCUUCCUUUUGUUACAGCUGAAGAUCAAUCAACUGCACUUGCUAAAGCUGCUGAAGUUUGUGAGUUUCUGAGAUUGAGUAAGCCAAUGAGACUAAAUUUCCUUCUUAAUGAAAUUCAACAACUUCUCCCUGGACAUCAAUUUGCUUCUGUUAGGGCAGGACUUGAGAUGGCAUUGAUUGAUGCAGUUGCAACAAGCAUUGGUGCACCGCUAUGGAGAUUGUUUGGUGGUGCAUCAAACACCAUUACAACUGAUAUAACAAUUCCAAUUUGUUCUCCAGAUGAAGCUGCCAAAUUGGCUUCAAAGUACCGUAAACAAGGAUUCAGCACCUUGAAGCUUAAAGUUGGAAAGAAUCUGAAUACAGACAUAGAAGUUCUCAAAGCCAUAAGGGUUGCUCACCCUGAGUGCUCAUUUAUAUUGGACGCCAAUGAGGGAUAUACAUCCUCUGAAGCCAUCAAAGUGCUUGAUAAGUUACAUGAAAUGGGUGUAACCCCAAUUCUCUUUGAGCAACCAGUUCACAGGGAUGACUGGGAGGGUCUAGGUCAUGUGACUCAGGUUGCCAAGCAAAAUUAUGGGAUAUCUGUUGCUGCAGAUGAAAGCUGCCGAAGCUUGGUUGAUGUUGAGAAAAUCAUCGAAGGAAACCUAGCUGAUGUUAUAAACAUCAAACUUGCAAAAAUUGGGGUUUUAGGGGCUAUUGAAAUUAUUGAGCUUGCAAGGAAAUCAGGCCUGGACCUCAUGAUUGGUGGCAUGGUUGAGACUAGACUUGCCAUGGGUUUUUCUGGUCAUCUGGCCGCUGGUCUUGGGUGUUUCAAAUUCAUUGAUCUUGAUACGCCUCUUCUACUUUCCGAGGAUCCAGUUGCUGAGGGUUAUGAAGAUACAAGGAACUAAAACUGUUAUGCUGAACAUGAUUACGUUGUUGCAGUUUCUGGUGCUGUUUAUAAGUUCACUAAUGCCAGAGGUCACGGCGGCUUCCUUCCUUGGGACAGUAUUGCAUGGUAGUUUUACCUGCAUCUCGCUUUCCAAUUUGUUUGCUCUCCUGAUUCAUGCUUGGUUGCUAAAAUUACAAGCACAUAGUACAUAAGAUUACAGAUGGUUCUUUGUUUCCAUAUUUUAUAUGUUUAAGUCUAUAUCCCAUUUGUAUUUCAGAUCUAGUUCUUGACAGAGACAACAGUUGCAGAGUACUAUACAUGGAUACAGAAAACUUUGUCUCUCUGAAGUUAUUUAAUUCAAUUUGAAGUACCAGUUUGUCUACUUAUUUAUAUGUAUGUAAUGAUAUGGACAGAAAUCUCCAGUUUAUAAUGGAAUGGAUUAGAGUUUAGAUCGUUUGGUUUA